This is a messenger RNA of Symbiodinium sp. CCMP2592, 3354 nucleotides long. NCBI's taxonomy places the organism in Eukaryota, Dinophyceae, Suessiales, Symbiodiniaceae. The record is from the annotation of a GenBank genome assembly.
AUGUUCUGGUUUGUUUCGAUCACAGGUACAAAGGAUGGCUUUGAUGCCACGUUGGAGCAUCUCAUGCGUGAGGUCGGGCUCGAGGAACGCGAGGAUGAUGCGAUCAGAAAAUCUCCAAAGCGAGAGCUUGAAAAUGAUUUUGCCAGGGUCGCCAAGGAACUGGAGGAUGAAACCAUGUUGGCCAAGGAACAUGAGGAAGCUGAGAAAGCCAGCAGAAUGGCGAAGGAAAGGGAGGAAACUGAGAAAGCAAGGUUGGCCAAGGAAAAGGAAGAAGCUGAGAAAGUAAGCAAAAUGAUCAAGCAAAUGGAGGAAGCUGAGAAAGGCAGGUUGGCCAAGGAAAGGGAGGAAGCCGAGAAAGCCAUCAGAAUGGCCAAGGAAAUGGAGCAAGCCAAGCUGGCCAAGGAAAGGGAGGAAACUGAGAAAGCCAGGAUGGCCAAGGAAAUGGAGGAAGCCAAACUGGCCAAGGAAAGGGAGGAAGCUGAGAAAGUCAGGAUGGCCAAGGAAAUGGAGGAAGCCAAGCUGGCCAAGGAAAGGGAGGAAGCUGAGAAAGCCAAGGAAAGGGAGGAAGCCGAGAAAGCCAUCAGAAUGGCGAAGGAAAUGGAGGAAGCCAAGCUGGCCAAGGAAAGGGAGGAAACUGAGAAAGCCAGGAUGGCCAAGGAAAUGGAGGAAGCCAAGCUGGCCAAGGAAAGGGAGGAAGCUGAGAAAGCCAGGAUGGCCAAGGAAAGGGAGGAAGCUGAGAAUGCCAGGUUGGCCAAGGAAAGGGAACAGUUCAGGCUGGCAAGAUUGGCCAAGGACAAGGAGGAGGCCGAACAUAUGAGAUCGGCCAAGGACAAGGCCAAGGAAAAGGAAGACGCUGAUAAAGCCAAGGCUUUGCCGAUGAACGCGACAAAGUUGCAAAAGCUACAGCUCUUGCAGGACAUUAUGGCUACUGGGGAUGAGGGUUGCAAGCAGUUCUGCAAGGAUGAGCUUGCAAAACUGAUCAAGCCGAAGGCAGCAACGCCAGCUCCGGCCCCUACCAGUGAUGCCGAUCCUCCGGCCCCUACCACAACGGGUGCCGAUCCUCCGGCCCCUACCACCAGGGGUGCCGAUCCUCCGGCCGCUACCACCAGGGGUGCCGAUCCUCCGGCCCCUACCACCAGGGGUGCCGUUCCUCCGGCCCCUAAUGCCCCGACCUUUGAUGAUGUCAGUGCGAAGAUGGGUUGGUCAAGUCCUGCAACCCCACGCAUGGUGGAGGCACCUGGUACGCCAUCUCCUGCAACGCCUGGCAGUGCAAUCACAACGCCUGGCAGUGCAAAAACAACGCCUGGCAGUGCAAGCGACGGCUUGGUCCAAGGUUCUGCGCCACUCUACAACCGAAAGAACGCCGCCAUGUUCUUGAAUCGCCUGAAAGGCAACCCAAAGAGGAUGCAAGCCUUGCCUGAUGACUUGGCAAAGUUGGUGCGGGACGAAGAUUCAAAGAGCAAAGCCAUCGACUUGAUCGUCGCUGCAGGAGGAGACGAAAAUGAGCUGGUCGGGCAGUGGACUGCAUCGUCCAUUUCUGUGGGGACGGACAAGGAAAAGGGAAAGAUGAAACCUUUGACGGAACAGGAAUUGAUCGGCAAGUACGGUGCGGUCAAUGCUGCGAAGGUGAUGGAGGAAAAAAGGAAGGCUGGUUUGGAGGUUGAUGAUCCCAAUUGUAAAGGGCUGAAGCUUUACUUGCACAACGAGUGGCAGAGGGAAUGGACGAGAGGCACAGAAGAACGAAGCAGUUUCACUGCUUCCGGAGAAGUUCGUGCGGGUGACGCUGCCAACGUUGCACAAAUUCUCAGUGUGCCCCGGCGGGCGCUGACAGGGCCCGGCCAGGAUGAUGAGGACAAUGUGGACAUGGAGGAGGACCCAAAGCCACUUCCGACCAAAAAACCAAAGAAAGCCAGGAAAAAUGAAGCCAGCGGCAAAGAGAAAGACGAAGACGGUGAAACUGAGCCGGAAGCACCACGAGUGGAGAAACUUACACCGCUGGACAAGGCGGCAGACUUAAGGGGGCGGGCCCUCUCGAAGGCCAACCACGCUGGCUCGAUGCGGAAGCAGUUGAAAGGAGUCAGCUAUGCGACUGAAUGCCUCAAGGAGAUGACCAACUUCGAGCAGGAGUUCCAGGCGAUCUACGACCAGGUGGACAAGCUCAUCUCUGAGCUGGUCCACGAUGAUGGGGUCUAUCUUCCCAUUGCUACCAGAUAUCUCGAUAUCGCGAAGCGUUAUGAGAGGCCCAGCAAGGUAGCAAACAGCUUGAUCCGAGCUGCGAAGGCGACUCCGAAGGAUCCAACCGCGCCCAAAGGAUCGGCUAAAGCCAAGUCCAAGAAGCGCAAAGCCGCGGAGGGACCGCAGAUGACUUUGACUCCGCUGGUGCAGCUUUACUGGCCCAGCGCAUGGGUGCUGGCGAUACCUGUGGCCGAAACAAGCAGAAUAGCAUCUGCCUUCCGGCGAGAUGGGGCAUCUGGACUUGCCCUUUCACAAAUGGCAAGCAGCGAACGGGAGAGGGAUUUCUUCCGCUGGAUGAAGUUACCCAUCCAGCCCCUGCUGGUGGAUUUGCCUGUGUGGAGCAACAUCAAAGAACGCAAGGACAAACAACUGAUAUUUGAGAAAACAGCUUUCUGUCUUCCCAGUGAUGUUCUCUGCGAGCUUUGCAAAAGAUCACUGGUGGAAACCUGUCUUAUUGGACAUUCGCACCUCGGCACGUCAGUAGAUGAAUGGUGGAAGCAAGAACGGGACCAGGUUUACAUACGGGAGAUCUCCCGGAACAAUCCCAACUACCAGGACAUGCUUCCAUUACGCUUUCAUGAGGAUGGUGUACCAACAACUAAGAGCGAAACAUGCAACUUCUGGUCUUGGACCACGCCUUUGGCUAGCCGCGGAAGCGAGAUCUCUCGCUUCUGCAUUGUUGGUGUCACGAACAGUCGUGCCGCGCCCGAAACGAGACGCUGCAUCGCUGACAUCAUCGCUUGGGAUCUUCGAGCACUGGAACGUGGCGUUUUUCCAUCCUGCGACCACAACGACGUUCCGUGGCCAGCUGGCUCAGCGCGAGCCCAAAAGAUUGGCCAAAACAUUGGGAUCCGAGCAUGCUUCUCAUAUUGGGCUGGAGAUAUGGAAGCUCAUGCAAAAUCACACAAUCUUCAGAGGCACUAUAACAAGCCUUCGAUAUGCGAUUGGUGUUGGGCAUCGAGCCGGGACAAACAGCGGACUUUCACAGACUAUUCUUCGUCAGCUCUGUGGCGCUCUACAUGCAGCUACCAUGAGCCGCUGCCACACCAAGAAGAACGAUCUGUUUGGUGCUCAGUCAAGGGCUUCACCAAGCGCCGCCGCCUGUUUGACAGCCUCUAG